This is a messenger RNA of Alosa sapidissima (American shad), 4732 nucleotides long. It is a transcript of the gene anln, whose product is annotated as anillin, actin binding protein. Lineage: Eukaryota; Metazoa; Chordata; Actinopteri; Clupeiformes; Clupeidae. The record is from RefSeq and is a predicted model, not a curated record. The transcript is spliced from 25 exons. Gene Ontology annotation, cellular component: actomyosin contractile ring. The coding region runs from base 143 to 3793 and encodes 1216 amino acids. Gene Ontology annotation, biological process: septin ring organization; actomyosin contractile ring assembly; mitotic cytokinesis.
UCGUGACACAUGAGAGAACUGGGUGGGUUUUUCUGAUAGAAGUCGUUUGCCUUUCAACAGGGCAGGUUUCUUGAUCAGUGUUCACCAUACAAAAACGGGCAGCCAGUUAGAGAGACGGUCGAUCUUGAGGAUCUUGUCCGAAAUGGAUCCAUUUACAGAGAAACUUCUAGAGCGCACUCGUGCGCGGCGUGAGAAUUUGCAGAAGAAGAUGGCGGAUAGGCCCACAGCCGCCAACCGGCAGAUGGCAAAGAGGAGCCGAGAGCCCCUGGCCGAGAGCAACAGCCUGAUCAGCGAGCCCCCCGUUGAAAAGGUUCCAUUGGCCCCUGCUGCUAAGCCUUCGCCCUCCAAACGCCGUUGCUCAGAUGAGAACGCACUCAACGUGGCCCAGGCCGAAAAUGUCCACCGCACACACACAAACACUCCUCUGACCACAGACCCCAUCGUCGACAGGAAGCCUCCCAUCGCCCCCACAAGCGUGUCUCCAGCCUUCUCCUUGGCCAAGGAGAGACCGGCCCCCACUCCUACAGCCACCCGGGGGGAGCCCGAGCCCCUGGUCGUAGCCUCCCAGCCAGCCCCAGAGCCGGAGAGAGUGGCCAUACGGCCCCAAGAGGAGGCCCCCAGGGGCCGGGACAUGGAGAUGAAGCCCACAGCGCCCCUGCUGGAGAGGGAGAGGCAGAGCGUGAUGGACAACGCUGCCCCGACUACGUCCGGUAUGAGGGCCCGACUGCAGAAACUGGCCGCCCAGAGGACCAACUGGGAUGGCGAGGGUUCUUCUGAUGUGGUCGUCAUGGAUGCAUCGCCCCAUAAGUCCCAGCGUUACGACGUGCCCCCUGACCCCGCGCCCCCGGCCUCCGGCACUCCCGUGGGCAGAAAGGGCCGCUUGGCCAACCUGGCCGCCACCAUCGGGUCGUGGGAGGACGAUCUGAGCCACGCUUCGGGACGCAAAGACAAUGCACAAGGGGCACCAGCGAAGCCUGGCACUGGGACUGGCUCUGGGAAUGGCUCCAGCGGUGCCCGCGGUGCCACUCCCACCAGUGCCGCGGCUCAGCAAAGCACAGCUGCCAGCAAGCAAACCCCCACAGCACGCCAGCCUCCAGUGUACUCUCCGGUCAAGUCCGACCGUGUGGUGUUGCCGAGUGCCCAGCACACAGAGGCUCCGGAGCCCCGUCCUGCUCAGCCCACAUCCCGCGCUCUCCCCUCCCCCGUCUCCAGCCCCCAGAAGACCCCGCUCUCCAGGGGAGCUAUCCCAGCCAGCCCCCAGAAAACACUCUCCUCCCUGGGCUCCGCAUCUGCACGGAGCCCCCUUAAGUCCCAGGGCUUGUACCGGGAGCAGGACGCAGGAAAGGGGUCGAUUGGUGCCAGUCCCCAGAAGCCAGGCUUGCCCUCCAAACCCACCCCUGCAGCUGGUGCUACUGCUGAUGCCUCCCAGGCGCAUGCCAGGGAGAGGAGCACCCGAGAUGCCACCCCUGCCCAGCCCAAGGGCACUGCAGGGACACCAGGAGUGAAGUCCUUCCUGGAGCGCUUUGGUGAGCGGUGCCAGGAGCUGAACACUAAGAGCUCCCCGUCAGUGGCCAAGGGGAACUCCACCCCCAGCGCCACCCCGUCUGCCACCCCCACAUCACGCCUGGUCCAGGAGAGGCUCAACAAGAUCCAGGGCUCCACCACCUGCGCUGAUCUGACCCAGAAGCAGAAGAUGGAGCGAGAGAUGGAGCUGGCGCAGAUACGCAGUCGAUUUCAGAAGGGCAACACAUCAGCGAACAAACCAGAACGAGUCAAGGAGAAGGUUGAUCCCCAGCUGAAGGAGAAAGAAGUCAGCGAUGAGCAUUUGGUGCCCUCUGGUGGUGAUUUGAGCGCCACCACUGAGACCAGAACAGCAGAGAGACACACAAAGCCCCCCACCACUGUAACUCCAAGCCCACUGAAGAAAGUAGAUAUGUCAGCCGAGAAGAUGGCACAUGAGUUCAAGGAAGUUGAGAAAUAUGAGAGACGUGAGGAAGAGGAGGAACAGAAGGACGAAGAGGAAGUGACAGAGAAGGAAAUGAACGUGGACGGCUCCAUCAACUCUGCGGUGAUAAACAAUCUGUUUGAUGGAGUCCUGGAGGACAGCAACGAGCCGAGCGCUGAUGAAGAUGAUGAUGAUGACGACGACGACGACGAGGGUGGGCUGAAUAUCUCGUCCAUGUCUCUGCUGACCCCACUGGCGGAGACCGUGGCUGCAGUGGUCAAGAGCCCCGAGAGGAAAUUCAUAACGUCCACCCCCGCCAGCUCCUUCCUGGAGAAGAGCAGCACCCCAGACAGCUCCUCCAGGCUCAGCAAGUUCCAGAAGGCCCGUAUACUGAAGGCCGGUUCCUCAGACAGCCUGGAGAAUACAGAUGGAGAACAGAACCUACUUUACAGCAUUGACGCCUACAGGUCGACUCGCGUGAAGACUGAGACGGAGAGGCCGCACGUGAAGCAGGUGAUCGUCAGGAAGGAGGACGUAUCCCAGAGGGCCGAGCAGCAGCAGGCCCGUGCCGCCAGCCACGUCAGCAUCAAGCAGAGGAUGAAGGAAUUGACGAACGAGAUGAACCUGCAGCAGACCGUGAUCCACCAGGCCAGCCAGGCGCUGAACUGCUGCACAGACGAGGAGCACGGCAAGGGCGCUCAGGUGGAGGCCGAGGCAGAGAGACUGCUGCUCAUCGCCACUGAGCGUCGUCUGGCCCUGAAAACGGAGCUGGAUCGUUUGAAGGCGGAGGGCCCCAGAGCGGAGCGGGGGGGCGCGGGUUGGUCCGAUGGGGCCUCGGCCUCUAAAGGUUCCAUCAGCCUGCUGGAGCUGCGACUGCCCCUCAAAGCCGACUUCGUCUGCUCCACCGCCAACCGGCCUGAGUCGAGCAGCCAUUACUUCUUUGUGAUGAUCCGUUCUGGAGCAGAGAACACAGUGGCCACGCCCCUGGCCAGCACCCGCAAUGCGCUCAGUGGAGAUGCCCUCACCUUCUCCACCAAGUUCACACUGCCUGAAGUGUCCAAUGACUUUGAGAUUGACAUUGAAGUGUACUACCUGGUCCAGAAGAGGGAGCUCAACCCAGACAAGAGGAAGAAGCCCAACAAGUCAAAGGCCAUCACUCCCAAACGCUUCCUAUCAAAGAGUAGUCUGCAGACUCCAGUGAUGGCCAGUCCUGGAGGCCCCAACGCAGUGCGCACCAGCAACUUCGUCCUCGUUGGAUCACACAAGCUUACGCUCGCUUCCAUUGGGAAGAACAAGUUCCCUCUGGAAAAGAUCAAAUAUGAAGGGAUUGAGAGAGACCUUCUCAGUGACAUGUUUCAGAAAAAGGUGCCUUUCCUGUGUCCGUUGGAAGGGCACAUCUACUUGAAGAUGCAGUGUGAGGUCGGCUCACGGGUGGAAGAGAGGGGCUUCCUGACGAUGUUUGAGGACGUGAGUGGUUUUGGGGCGUGGCACCGGAGAUGGUGUGUGCUCUCAGGGUACUGCAUCUCCUACUGGACCUACCCCGACGACGAGAAGCGCAAGAACCCGAUUGGGCGGAUCAACCUUGCAAAUUGCACGAGCCACCGGGUGGAACCGGUGAACCGUGAGUUCUGUGCGCGGCCCAACACGUUUGAGCUGAUCACGGUGCGGCCACAGAGAGACGACGACAGGGAGACCCUCGUCAGCCAGUGUCACAACACCAUGUGUGUCACAAAGAACUGGCUGAGUGCAGACACUAAGGACGAGAGGAAUCUCUGGAUGCAGAAGCUCAACCAGAUCCUGGUGGAUCUGCGUACAUGGCAGCCAGACUCCUGCUACAGGCCUGUGUAAGCACGCCCCCCUAUUGACUGGGAGGACCAACAGCACGGAUGUGGUCUCAUCCCAGCCACCUACUUCAGGGACAGUCAGAGGACAUGUGCAAUACAAGCAUGAAUAAUAAGCAACUUGGUUGUGUAUUUCAGAAAGAGUAUUUUAAAGUAAAUGACAAUGAGAGAGAAGAAGUCAAUAAAGCCAUACUUACUGCCCUGGAUUUGUACAGGCAUUUCAGUGGGAGGAAGGGCAGGAGAUCUGUCCCCUCAGUUGCUUAUCAGUCUGGGGAACGUAGUGUUCUUUAAUCCAUUUUCCUUUGAAUUUGUCACAGGGCAGUGUGUUGUGUUCUUUUCCAUGUGCCAUCCCAGUUAUUGGGAUAGAUAAAAAAUUCAUUCUGGCUUAUUGAUUGAGUCUGACGAUGUCCUUGUUUCAGGGUUUUUUUGAUCCUUUUUUAUGGGUGGAUAAAAUGGAUAGAUGUCAGUCAAUAUUAGUUUUCUGUAACUUGUGCUAUAGAACAGUGUUCAUACACAAAUGCUGGGCUUAAUCCACAGCAAAAGAUGCUCUAUAAUUUACUUUUAACACUUUUUUUGACGUUUUAUCCAUUUCUGCAGAAUACAUGUAACACCACAGCUGUAUCCUAUUUACUAAGAUGGUUAUUUAUCAUGUAAUGCACCAAUAGAACAUUUUAAGCUGAUAUUUCUACAAUAACUACUACUACUGCUGUCACCAGAAACACUUUUUAUGUUGUUUUUAUGUACAUGUUUGUCUUUCUGUGUGUAUAUGGUCAUAAAUUCUAGAUCCAAAUGGUUGUUGCUUUUUUACUAUCAGUCAGAGGUCUGAAUCUAAACUGAAUAUAUAGGCUACAUGCUCUGCUUUAACCUCCAGAGUCUGGGUGAUUAGGCCUCGGACUGACGCUCUCUUAACGUCUAUGUGGGAGGUAACCUUUUAUCUAAGUGUUUA